Messenger RNA from Danaus chrysippus (African queen), 1458 nucleotides. The record is from the annotation of a GenBank genome assembly. Lineage: Eukaryota; Metazoa; Arthropoda; Insecta; Lepidoptera; Nymphalidae.
AUGAACGAUGUUUUCAAGGAAACUUUUGAGUACAGGAAAAGUAUUUUACAAAAAGAAUUGAAUAUGAUGCUGGGAAAUGAUAUCGUCUUGAGUGAUAAUGAGGAAAAAGCCAAUAAUAUUAUAAUGGAUCUUAAGAGAAGGGAGAUAGAUUAUGCGUUUGAUAAUCCGCAAUAUUUUAAUUUUUCUAAACAUUUCUUUGAAUAUAAGGAGGAAGUGAAGAGAUCAAAACUAUUUAAAAUGAUUCAGCGAAUGCCUAAAGGUGCUGUGCUUCAUGUACACGACACUGGUAUUCUAAGUCCCGACUAUGUUUUGUCAUUGACUUAUUUGGAUGAUCUUUACGUCUGUUUCUACGAAAAUAACGUCAAAUUCCUGUUCUCAUUAGAGACACCACUAUCGCCGUGUAACACGCAGUGGCAAUUGAUGAAGAGUGCCAGAUUUUCGUCAGGGAAUGUUGAGGAAUUUGACGCUGACUUAAGGAAGCAUUUUACGAUAGUGAUAGAUGAUCCACACUUGAUUCAUAGAGAUAUUAACGCUGUCUGGAGUGACUUUCAGCAGGUUUUCAUAACGACAUCAGGAAUGUUGUGUUACCGGCCUAUCUGGGAACAAUAUUUUUACGAUACACUAAGAGCCUUAAGGGACGAUAACGUUAUGUAUUUAGAAUUCAGAAGUGUAUUACCAUCUUUGUACGAUCUUGAUGGAACUGUGUUCGACGAAAUAGAGACAGUCAGGUCAUAUAAGAAAGUUUUAGACCGCUUUAUGGCUGAUUACCCCGAUUUUUAUGGAGCCAAACUUAUAUAUGCACCACUAAGAAACGUGGAUUUGAAAACGGUUAGGCAUUACUUAAAUGUGGCUAAACGUAUACGAGAAGAAUUUCCUGAAUUUCUAGCCGGGUUCGAUUUAGUGGGUCAAGAAGAUUUGGGAGCGCCAACGAAAGAUUUUAUGGAGAUUUUGUCGGAUUCCAUGGAAGAAAUGGAUUAUUUCUUUCACGCUGGUGAAUCAAAUUGGUACGGGACCAGCUCGGAUGAAAACUUAGCUGACGCUAUAGCUCUUAAUACAAAACGUAUCGGGCAUGCGUUUGCAAUCGCCAAACACCCCUUACUGAUGGAGGAGAUUAAGAAGAAAGAUAUUGCUAUAGAGGUUAACGUUGUAUCGAAUGCUGUUUUAAAACUGGUGUCCGAUGUAAGAAAUCAUCCUUUGGCUAUAUUUUUGGCUAACAAUCUUCCCGUGGUUUUGUCUAGCGAUGAUCCCGGUAUUUGGGAGGCUGAGCCAUUAUCGCAUGAUUUUUAUGUAACCUUCGUGGGUGUGGCUAGCAGGCACGCUGAUUUGAGGCUACUGAAGAAACUGGCAAUCAAUUCAUUAGUUUACAGCACCUACCAUAACAAAGAUAAGAUUGUUCACGAAUUUGAAAAACGCUGGACUAAAUAUAUAGAUUCGGUUAUUAGAGAUGAAAUUCAAUAA